AUGGAUGACACUGAGGAUGAUGCGUGGUAUCCACCAGACUCCUAUGGGAUGACUCAGGGUUACGGGUCAUCAAAUCGCCCGAAGCUUCCUGUUCGGAAUGCUUCUUAUCCUCAUCAUGUUGGUAAUCAGUAUGUUGAAGAUGAUGAUAUUGAGGAAGAAAAGUUCAAUGAAGAAGAAGAAGAAAAUGAUGAUGAUGAUGAUGAUGAAGACAAUGGUUUUCAUCGGAUGGGCAAAGAUGGGGAUGAUGAUGAAGAUGAAGAGGAAGAGGAUGAGGAUGAUAAUUACAAUGGGGAUGUUGGAGAUGGUGAUCUCCAAAGGCACCAAAAGAAGAGGAAGUUGAAGAGCCUGUUAUCAAAUUAUGAAUUUGCUCCUCGAGUACCACCUUCAGCAACAGUGGCUGCUUCAGCGCCAAAACCCUCCUUUGGUGGACGGAAUUCACUUACAGAUUGGACAGAACAUGAAACAUUUGUCCUUCUAGAUGCUUGGGGUGACAGGUUUCUUGAACAUGGGAGGAAGAGUCUUCGAUCUGAGGAAUGGCAGGAAGUUGCAGAGAAGGUUUCACAGGAGUCAAAGAUCGAUAGAACAGAUACUCAGUGUCGAAAUCGUUUAGAUACACUGAAAAAGAAAUACAAAAAAGAGAAGAUGAAGUUAGCAGGGAUUGGAAAUCCCUCCAGUAAAUGGGUAUAUUUUAAGAAGAUGGAUUUGUUAAUGUCAUCAACACCACAGCAAGCAGGCCUUUCAUGUGGAGUGGACUCGGGUGAAUAUGUUUUCAUGAACACCAGAGUCUAUCUAAACCGUGCAAAUGGAUUAGAUGAGAUGAGGGAUAGCCCAGGGAAUUCUGAAUCUGCAGAGGGUGAGGAAGAUGAUUCAGAAGGGAUUCCACCCAAGAGGACACGGAAUGGAGGGGAGAGAGUUGAUGGAGCUUCCUUCAGAUUGCUUGCAGAUUCCAUUCAGAAAUUUAGCGAGAUAUAUGAGAAGAUUGAGAAUAGUAAGAGACAGCAGAUGCUAGAACUGGAAAAGAUGAGGAUGGAUUUCCAUAGAGACUUGGAAUUGCAAAAGAGGAAGAUUUUGGAGAGAGCACAGGCGGAGAUUGCAAAAAUACAUCAAGGAGAUGAAGAGAAUUAUGUGUCCACUGAGAACGUCAGUGGGUGAUGUAUCUAGCCCUCAUUAUCUUCCUUUAUUCGUAUUUACUUUAUUGGCUGCUUGCCAUUGUUGUAAUGUACUCUGGGGCUUUGUGUCUUCUUGGGUUAAUAGUUUGCUAGGGAAAUAAAAGUGAUUUGAUGAAGGGAUGUGUUUGGAAGUAUUAGUUCAAUUAGAAGUUAAAAUAAAACUUUUAAGAGAAUGCUCUUUUCUCUUC
Ilex paraguariensis (yerba mate) is the source of this 1357-nucleotide messenger RNA. Lineage: Eukaryota; Viridiplantae; Streptophyta; Magnoliopsida; Aquifoliales; Aquifoliaceae. The record is from the annotation of a GenBank genome assembly.